Messenger RNA from Microplitis mediator, 1911 nucleotides. RefSeq names its product ADP,ATP carrier protein 2 (gene Ant). The record is from RefSeq and is a predicted model, not a curated record. Gene Ontology annotation, cellular component: mitochondrial inner membrane. Lineage: Eukaryota; Metazoa; Arthropoda; Insecta; Hymenoptera; Braconidae. The coding region runs from base 145 to 1047 and encodes 300 amino acids. Gene Ontology annotation, molecular function: ATP:ADP antiporter activity. The transcript is spliced from 4 exons. Gene Ontology annotation, biological process: mitochondrial ADP transmembrane transport; mitochondrial ATP transmembrane transport.
AGAACUCUGCCUCGCUCACUCGUCGUCCGGCGCGCGUCCAUUACACACUUAACAUAAUCCACAGGAGACUUACGAUCUUACGAUCUCCUUAAUUAAUUGUAAUCUUCCUUUUUGAAAGUAACCCGUUUGUUAAUUAUAUUAAAUAUGUCUGGUCUUGGGGAUCCCGUGGCGUUCGCCAAAGAUUUUAUUGCCGGUGGUUGUGCCGCUGCGAUUUCAAAAACCGCUGUAGCGCCAAUUGAGCGUGUCAAGUUGCUCCUCCAGGUGCAGCACAUCUCCAAGCAAAUCGCUGAGGACCAACGUUACAAAGGUAUGGUCGAUUGUUUCGUCCGUAUCCCAAAAGAACAAGGAUUCCUCAGUUUCUGGAGAGGUAACUUCGCCAACGUCAUCCGUUACUUCCCAACCCAAGCUUUGAACUUCGCUUUCAAAGACAAAUACAAGCAAGUUUUCUUGGGUGGUGUCGACAAAAACACUCAGUUUUUGCGAUACUUUGCUGGUAACCUUGCAUCUGGUGGUGCUGCUGGAGCUACAUCACUUUGCUUCGUCUACCCUCUUGAUUUCGCCAGAACCCGAUUGGCCGCUGACGUCGGUAAAGCCGGUGGUGAACGUGAGUUCUCCGGUCUUGGAAACUGCUUGACUAAAAUCUUCAAAUCCGAUGGUCUCACUGGAUUGUACCGUGGAUUCGGUGUAUCAGUCCAGGGUAUCAUUAUCUACCGUGCCUCAUACUUUGGUUUCUAUGAUACCGCUCGUGGUAUGUUGCCCGACCCCAAGAAAACUCCAUUCCUUGUUUCAUGGGGUAUUGCACAGGCUGUCACCACCGUUGCUGGUAUCGUAUCCUACCCCUUCGACACAGUACGUAGGCGUAUGAUGAUGCAGUCUGGUCGUGCCAAGACCGAUAUGUUAUACAAGAACACCCUCCACUGUUGGGCAACCAUCUACAGAAGCGAAGGUGGAAAUGCCUUCUUCAAGGGUGCGUUCUCAAACGUUCUCCGUGGUACUGGUGGUGCCCUUGUGUUGGUACUCUACGACGAGAUCAAGAACCUCCUCUAAAAACCUAGACCUACCCUCCCCCUUAAUCCCAUCAGUGAUCCUUCACCUUCAUGAUUAAAAAACACACACACAAUCACUAUCAUUGACACGAAUAAAUUAAAUUUAAAAACUAAUAUUGCAACAAGAUUUAUUCCCUUAAAAUAGAAACAAUUUUAAAAUAAUAAUUCUCACGCCCGAACUUUUAAGUACGCGGUCUACGCGCUAAGAUAGAAAAUUAUAAAUAAUUAAAUAUGUCGUCUAAGUGACUCGCGUAUUAAAUAAAACAAACCUUGGCAUACAUAAACAUUCAGAUGCCAGUUAUUUAUAUUAUAAUAAUUUAAUUUAAUUUACUUCUUUUUCUUUUUAUUUUUCGUUUUUAUUUAUUGCCGAAUUCAGUAUUUAUUUUUGCAGCGGCACUCGGCCCGUAUAAUAAAAUAUAAAAAUAAAGAGAAAAAUAAUUAAUUUAAUUAUAAUAUACUAAUUAAUUGUCUAUUUUUUUUCUUUUCUUAAGUAUUUUUUUAAACGCGACAUUUACGUCUGCGCUGUAGAUCGCGGGCGUGAAAAUUUUAAAAAUUGUUUGGCAGAUCAAUCUAACGACGACUGCCCAAAAUAAUGAAAUUAAUAAUAAUGACAUCAAUAACAACAAACACUAGAUAUAUUGAUAAAUAUAUGAUAUAAUAAUAAUAAUCAUCGUGAGUCUAAAAUCUGCUCAAAUAAACAAUGCGCGUCCUUGAGAUUGCGAAGAUCAUUGAAUUGUAUACAAGGGAAAUUUAUUUUAUCAUGAAAAAGUAAAGUAAUAAAUAAAUUAAUUCAUUGAUUAGAUAAUUGAUGAAUAGUUAAAAGUAAAUGAUUAUUAAAUUUAAAAGUUAAAUGAAUUAAUAAAAA